Lachancea fermentati is the source of this 1161-nucleotide messenger RNA. The record is from the annotation of a GenBank genome assembly. Lineage: Eukaryota; Fungi; Ascomycota; Saccharomycetes; Saccharomycetales; Saccharomycetaceae.
AUGAUGACAGACCUUCCAGAGCCAUACACGUCCGCGGCCAACGACUUCCGCUCCGACACUUUCACGACGCCCACUGCGGAAAUGAUCCAGGCCGCGCUCACCGCUUCGAUUGGUGACGCCGUCUACAACGAAGAUGUAGACACGAUCGCGUUGGAGCAGCGCGUUGCGCAGCUCGCCGGCAAAGAAGCCGGUCUCUUCUGUGUGUCUGGUACUCUAUCGAACCAAAUUGCGCUACGUACUCACCUGUUGCAGCCUCCAUACUCCAUUUUGUGUGACUACCGUGCUCACGUGUACACGCACGAGGCUGCCGGGCUUGCCAUUCUGUCGCAGGCUAUGGUCACUCCAGUUAUCCCCAGCAACGGCAAUUACAUGACGCUCGAGGAUAUCAAGCGCCAUUAUAUCCCCGACGACGGCGACAUCCACGGUGCGCCAACUCGCGUUUUGUCGCUCGAGAACACUCUGCACGGGAUCAUCUACCCACUAGAAGAGCUUGUACGCAUCAAGGCUUGGUGUCUUGAGAACAGCAUUAAGUUGCACUGCGACGGUGCUCGUAUCUGGAACGCGUCGGCCGAAUCCGGCGUGCCAUUGAAGCAGUACGGUGAGUUGUUCGACUCGAUCUCCAUCUGUCUCUCCAAGUCCAUGGGUGCCCCAAUGGGUUCGGUUCUUGUCGGUAGCUUCAAGUUCAUCAAGAAGUGCAACCACUUCAGGAAGCAGCAGGGUGGUGGUGUCAGACAGAGCGGUAUGAUGAGUCGCAUGGCGCUCGUGAGCGUCGAAAGUGACUGGAAGGCCAGAUUGCGCGAAUCGCACCGUAUGGCCCACAACCUCGCCGACUUCUGCGUUGAAAACGGCAUCCCACUCGAGUCCCCAGCUGACACCAAUUUCGUGUUUUUGGACUUGCAAAGAGCCAAGAUGAACCCCGAUGUUUUGGUCAAGAAGGGUCUCAAAUACGGCGUCAAGCUCAUGGGUGGUAGAGUCUCUUUCCACUACCAAAUCUCUAACGACUCCUUGGAGCGUGUCAAGCUCGCCAUCUUGGAGGCGUUCAAGCACGCCCAAGAGCAUCCUUACGACACCGAGGGUCCUACCAAGAUUUACCGUAGUGAGUCCACCGAGAUCGACAUCGAGGGCAACGCUAUCCCAGAGAUCAAGACGUACAAGUACUAA